Molecule: messenger RNA, 1596 nt
Organism: Paraphaeosphaeria sporulosa
Lineage: Eukaryota; Fungi; Ascomycota; Dothideomycetes; Pleosporales; Didymosphaeriaceae
Product: FAD binding domain-containing protein
Exons: 2
Coding region: 1-1596 (531 amino acids)
Molecular function (GO): FAD binding
Source: RefSeq, a predicted model, not a curated record
AUGCGGGGUACAUGGUUCCUUGCCGUUGUAGGAUGCGUCGAUACGUUGACUCAGGCAGCGUUCGAACCACUGGACUUCGACAUUACGCAGGCCCUCCUCGCCAAUGGUGUUGACGUGUCCAGCAUCCCAGCGCUGUCGCAGUAUUCGCUUGACUCAGGAGCAAGCGCAUGCGAACCUGCUUGCUCAUCUCUCCACCACCUUUUCGGCGGCAAGGUCUCCACUCCGAACACGUCCACCUACGAGGCUUUCACCCAGUCAUACUGGUCUGGACAACAAGCCUCUGUGGACCCACACUGCAUCUUCAGCCCUGCCGUCGCCCGGGACGUGUCUAUUCUUGUGCUGAUUGCUCGACUCACAAGGUGUCCCUUCGCAAUUAAGAGUGGCGGCCAUGCAGCAUUUGCAGGCGCCAGUAGUAUCCAGGGCGGCAUAACAGUCUCCUUCAAAGAUAUGAAGAGUAUAGAGUUGUCAGAGGAUAAGUCAACCGCGAGCAUUGAGCCUGGAAAUACGUGGUACGAUGUAUACCACACUCUUGAACCCGAGGACCUAGCCGUCAUUGGAGGCCGUGUUUCUGCCAUCGGCGUAGGAGGAUUGACCCUGGGUGGAGGCAUAUCUUUUUUCUCGAAUGAAUAUGGAUGGGCAUGCGACAACGUGGCUUCUUUCGAGGUUGUCACGGCGACGGGAGCCCUCGUCACUGCAUCGCCGAGCAGCCAUGCCGAUUUAUACUGGAGUCUACGAGGAGGCGGUAACAACUUCGGCAUCGUGACCAAGUUCGUGCUUGAGACCAUAUCGCAGGGUCUGAUAUGGGGAGGCGCCCGGUUGCAUGUUGAAGAGCAAUUCGAGGCUGUCAUGGAUGCCUUUUACAACCUGGGCACCAACUCACCCCAGGAUGUUGCCGCAGCCCAGAUCCUGUCCUUCGCAUACGUGCAAAACACCAGAAUAGCUUCGUCCGAGCUUGAAUACUCCAAGCCAAUCGCCAACGCUUCCAUAUUCUCCGAAUACCUCGCUAUCCCGGCUAUAGAAGACGGCACUAUGAUCCGCACGCUUGCAAAUGCGACCCUGCAGAUUAACACGGUCAACCCCAACGGCUUGCGUGAAACCUACUGGUCGGUCACUUUCAAGCUCGAUCGUGACUUUACAGCUUUUACCAAGGACGUGUUCUUUGAAGAGGUUUUGGCGAUCGCUGAUGCCGCCGCGGUAGUGCCCGCUCUGACGCUACAAGUCGUCACACUCCCCAUGUUGCGCAACUUCGCUAAGAACGGAGGGAACGCACUCGGCCUCUCGGCAGACGACGGGCCUCUGCUUUUGCUGUCCACGGCCACGAUGUGGGCGGAUGAGGCAGACGAUGAGCGGGUACUUGAGGCCAGCAGGAAGACCAUUGAGAGGACGGUUGAGGAGGGGAAGAAGAGGGGGCUGUCUAUAGAGUACAUCUACAUGAACUACGCGAGCCAGUUCCAGGACGUGGUUGCGAGUUACGGGUCAGAGAGCCUUGCGAGAUUGAAGGCUGUCGCGCAGAUGUAUGAUCCGACGGGCGUGUUUCAGGUGCUGCAACCAGGCUACUUCAAGCUGGAUGGCUUGCAGCCGCGUGGGGUAUACUAG